AUGGAAAGGCAACACAGAUUCAAUGGGAAUACAACAGGGUUUGACGAAAAUGAGUCCUUGAAUCGAUGGAUCAUCUUCCCCUGGGCUACAGACAUCGCUGCCAAGUUUGGAAUACCAAGGCUCAUCUUUCAUGGCACCAGUUUCUUCUCUCUCUGCGUCUUGGACAGCUUGAAACGAUAUACACCUCAUGAGAACAUUAAAUCCGAGACCGAAACCUUCAUUCUGCCAGGUCUUCCUGACAAGAUAGAGCUGAUGAGGUCUCAGUUGCCCUACCAUUUGAAAACACGAAGCGAUCUGGGCAAGUUGCUUGAACGCGUCAGAGAAUCAAAGGGAAAUUGCUGUGGAGUAUUGGUGAACAGCUUCUAUGAGUUGGAGCCUUCUUAUGCGGAUCACUACAGGAAAGUCAUAGGAAGGAAGGCAUGGCACAUAGGCCCUGUUUCACUCAGCAACAGGGACAUUGCAUAUAAAGCUCAGAGGGGUAACAUAGCUUCCAUUGAUGAGCACGCGUGCCUGAAUUGGCUCGAUUCGAAGAAACCCAAUUCGGUGUUGUAUGUGAGCUUCGGGAGCGUGGCCCAUUUCACUGAUUCUCAACUGCUUGAGAUUGCUAUGGGGCUUGAGGAUUCAGGGUACCCAUUCAUUUGGGUUGUGAGAUCGAAGGAAGAGGAUGAGCAGAGAUGGAUGCUAGAAGGGUUUGAAGAGAGGAUUAUAGGGAAGGGUCUGAUAAUAAGGGAUUGGGCACCUCAAGUUUUGAUCCUGGAUCACCCUGCCGUGGGAGGGUUCGUGACCCAUUGUGGGUGGAAUUCGAUGCUUGAAAGCGUGAGUGCAGGGGUGCCCAUGAUCACUUGGCCGUUGUUUGUAGAGCAGUUCUACAAUGAGAAGCUGGUGACACAAGUGUUAAGGAUAGGAGUGGGUGUAGGGGCUCAUGAAUGGAGUAAAUUUGGAGGAGGACGAGAAGAAAAGGCAGCUGCAGUGAAGAGAGAGGACAUAGAGAAGGCUGUGGAGCAGUUAAUGGGUGGUGGAGAAGAAGCAGAGCGAAUGAGGAGCAGAGCUAUGGAGCUCAAAGAGAUGGCGAGAAGUGCUGUUGAAGGUGGAGGGUCUUCUUACAUCGACGUGACAGCUUUGAUUGAAGAGCUGGGGUUGCAUCCACAGCCGGCAGUCUAGAAUCUAUAUUAA
This is a messenger RNA of Telopea speciosissima, 1173 nucleotides long. RefSeq names its product UDP-glucose flavonoid 3-O-glucosyltransferase 7-like. Lineage: Eukaryota; Viridiplantae; Streptophyta; Magnoliopsida; Proteales; Proteaceae. The transcript has 2 exons. Bases 1 to 1161 code for a protein of 386 amino acids. Gene Ontology annotation, molecular function: UDP-glycosyltransferase activity. The record is from RefSeq and is a predicted model, not a curated record.